Aspergillus clavatus NRRL 1 is the source of this 1857-nucleotide messenger RNA. RefSeq names its product putative PHD and RING finger domain protein. The record is from RefSeq and is a predicted model, not a curated record. Lineage: Eukaryota; Fungi; Ascomycota; Eurotiomycetes; Eurotiales; Aspergillaceae. The transcript has 2 exons. Bases 1 to 1857 code for a protein of 618 amino acids.
AUGGCCGACACUUGUAUUGUGUGCUUAGGAGACCUUGGCGAAAGCGCCAGCGAUCCUCUUGCCAUCGCCGCCGAAGCCGUGCCAAGACCUGACCUUCAACUAGAAGGCAAGUCAAAUGACGCUUCCACCGUCAAGGUCGAUGGCGUUGAUGACAGUGAGGAUGCAUGUCAAAUCGCCCAGCUACUCCCUUGUGGUCAUAUCUUACACAAUAACUGUUUGAAACCGUGGGUGGAGAGGGCCAACAGCUGUCCAAUAUGUCGCCGCAGCUUCAAUAUAGUGGAGCUGAGUGAUCGACUUGGAGGUCCCGUGACCUCAACGUAUGCAGUACAGGACCGAAUACAAGUGGCAGAGGUUGAUCCCUCUAUGAUAGUCGACUAUGUGGAGGAUGAUCUCGCUGAUGUUCAACCUUGUCCUAUCUGUGGAGAUGCGGACAAUGAAGAGUUGCUUCUCUUGUGCGAUGGUUGCGAUGCCCCCUCCCAUACGUACUGCCUCGGGUUCGAUGACGUCCCAUCGGGAGCCUGGUACUGUUCGCGGUGCGAAACUAGACGUUCUCGGGCACUGUCGCCUGACGCCGCUCGACCUACCCGAACACAGGAGCGUCAAGGCCGUCGAACAAGGGCACAACAGCGGAGUUUUCAAAGCAGAAAUCAGAUGAAUUCUCUCCACUGGGCCCGAGUUUGGCAAUCCGUCUGGGAUCAUCUGAAUCUUGACCUCGACUUCCCUUUUGAUGAUGAGAGGGUUACUGAACGUGCUCUCCAACAACAAAGACGGGAAGCUGCCAACCAGCGAGAGUUUCGAGCAUGGCAGCGCCGGUUCGAAGUCGCGGAGCGACAGGGCGGCAGCAAUCGAUUCAGGGAUACUGCAGCUCUUUUGGAUAUUGAAGCUCCGCGCCCGUCACGACCUCGGGUCCCCAGAGAACCCACACCUGAACCCGAGUCGCUUGAGGAGAUGAGGGCAUGGAAUGCAUUCGAACGCGCCCGCGAGAUUGAAAACAAUCCAAACGCAGCGAGAAAGCGCAAGGAACCGACCCUCUCUCCCUCUCCUGAGCCUACGGAACCUCAAAGAAAGCUCAAGCGUCCGCGGACUCGCCGGCCUCAGGAACUCGCGGCUUUGGCUCUGCAAAAUGGCGAGUCAUCGAGAGCGGCCAGUGCUCAAACUUCUGCCCGCAUCAAUGCGGAGAGCUCUAGCGAACCCAGCUUUUUACAGUCUCUUCUGAAGGAAGUAGAGGAUGCAUCAAAUCCCAGUGGUAACAACUCAUCUGCGCCAUCGGCUCCAGUUUCUGUGGCUCCGACUGACCACAGCACCAUCGGUCCAUCAUCUCCCUCAAUUUCGCCUGCGCCUUCUAAUCUCUCAUCGCCUCGAUUAUCAUCUACUACGCCCCCUCCCUAUUCGCGCAGCAGGCCGAUUUCCCCUAUACAACUUUCAUCACCUCCCGACCUCUCAUCACCCCCAUUUUCGGCCACUGUGUCACCAUCAGGUCCUAACACCGAUACCCGGGAUACCUCGCCAUCACAUGGUGGUUCAAGUCGCCCAGGUUCUCGGAUACCCAGAGCAGCAUUGCGGUUGCUGGCGGCGCGAUCUCCUGGAACAUCUCCCACUCGUCCUGGAUUGUCUUUGGAUGUCAAGUCAGACAUUCAAAGACUAGUGGGAGCAGCGCUCAAGCCGUAUUAUAGGUCACGAAUAGUAUCCAAGGAGCAGUAUACGGAAAUCAAUCGUACUGUCUCUCGAAUGCUGUAUGAUCGAGUGGGGGAUGCGGAAUUUCUGGAUACCGUCGCCAAGAACGACCUGGAGAAGAUUGCUAGCGAAGAGGUGAAGAAAGCUAUUGAUCUCCUCCCACCGGAAGUGGAAGAUGACUAG